AGGAAAGCAACGAAAAAAAAAAAAAAAAAAAAAAUCGAAGCAAAUGACCAAAAAGCUGUAUUGACGAGCAGAAUAGAGUGAGAGAAGAAGAAGAAGAAGAAGAAGCAGAAGGGAGGGAGAGAGAGACAGAGAGAGGGGGCAUGGAAGCACUGAGAUACAUCUGGGAAGGUGCAAUUCCAUUACAGAUUCAUCUCCAUGAGUCUGAAGUCACCACCAUCCCUUCUCCACCGCCUGCAAUGGUCUUGGCUCCUCGGAUUGGCUACUUGCCUCUGUUGGCUUCUCAGAUUAAACCUUACUUCAGUAGUACGCUUCCUCCUGGAGUGGACACCAUUUGGUUUGAGUACAAGGGUUUGCCCCUUAAAUGGCAUAUACCGACUGGUGUACUGUUUGACCUUCUAUGUGCAGAACCAGAAAGACCGUGGAAUCUAACGGUACAUUUUAGAGGUUAUCCAAGACAACUGUUAAUUCCUUGUGAAGGUGAAGAUAGUAUAAAGUGGAGCUUUAUUAACUCAUUAAAAGAGGCCGAUUACAUUGUCAAUGGGAACACCAAGAAUGUCAUGAGCAUGUCUCAACCUGAUCUGGUGGAGUUAUGGCGUUCUGUAUUGAAUGCAGGUGACUUGGAAGCCUACCUACGUAUAUCAUCUAAACUUAAGCUUGGAGGAACUGACCACGAGCAAGUGUUGAAUUCUAUAACAACUUCAUCAUUGCCUGGUCAAAGUACUAGUGAGAUGGAUAUAGCAGGAAAAGUAAUGACAGGUCGAAUUCCCGUUCGAUUGUAUGUGAGGAAUGUAGGUGAAGAUUUUGAUAAUUUAGAAGAUGCACCACCAGUUAAUAAUUGGGAUGAUGUCUCAUACAUUAACCGUCCAGUAGAGAUUCAUGAAGAAUGUAAGUGCCUCACCUUACAUGAUGCUAUUAGGAGUCUGUUAUCCGAGCUUUUCCUCGAGAAGGCAACUACCAAGGAGGAAUCAACAACUAUUAUAGGUGAAGAAGAACGAAGUGAUUGUACAGAACAGGUGGAUUGUAAAAAAACUGAAGAGAGGGGACCAAAUUUUUGUGAUGAACAUUUUCAAUCUUAUCAUCCAAGCAUCAAGCUUGUUAGGAUCCAAGGGAUUGAACCAAAAUGCGAAAUUCCUUUCUCCUGGGUGGUGAACAACUUAAUGAAUCCUGAAUACUUUCUUCAUAUAUGUGUUUUUGUAACAGUUCAACAAGUCAGAUGCUAAGCUAUAGGGGGCCAAAGAGGAAGCUAAGACCAAGUAGGUGUUUCUAUUCCUUCAUUUGUGGUGCUGGGGACUGGACUUCUUUUAUUUAUUUAUUUAUUUUAUUUAUUAUUGUCACUUUUGAGAACAAUUAUUAUGUGAAAAGUUGUACAGAAAGUAAUGAUAUCAAUGUCUAUAAGUAGUCAUCCAUUUCAUUUCUC
Molecule: messenger RNA, 1417 nt
Organism: Cucurbita maxima (winter squash)
Lineage: Eukaryota; Viridiplantae; Streptophyta; Magnoliopsida; Cucurbitales; Cucurbitaceae
Product: autophagy protein 5
Exons: 8
Coding region: 141-1220 (359 amino acids)
Biological process (GO): nucleophagy; autophagy of mitochondrion; cellular response to nitrogen starvation
Cellular component (GO): cytoplasm; Atg12-Atg5-Atg16 complex; phagophore assembly site membrane
Source: RefSeq, a predicted model, not a curated record